Messenger RNA from Aphis gossypii (cotton aphid), 1279 nucleotides. RefSeq names its product coiled-coil domain-containing protein 43. The record is from RefSeq and is a predicted model, not a curated record. NCBI's taxonomy places the organism in Eukaryota, Metazoa, Arthropoda, Insecta, Hemiptera, Aphididae. The coding region runs from base 271 to 903 and encodes 210 amino acids. The transcript is spliced from 4 exons.
AAUGGCAACUGGCAACGAGUUCGGGAUUCAUCGAAGACAUCGCGUGUCUGAAGAGUGAAGAUAGGUAAUAUUUUAAACGUCGGAUUUUCCGUCCUGCGGAAUCGCUCGAUCCGGACGCGAGUAUUGCGUGUGUAACGAUUCCAGCCGCUUCGCGAAAAUCGGGCACUUCCGGUCACCCGUCGUUAAAUUGUCGAAGGACCUGCCAAACGGUUCCUGCCGACAAGACUCUGUUACUUUUUCCACACGUGAUUCCUUGGCGGACUUCAAGACAUGUCGGCCCAGUGCUCGAAAACGGCGUGGCUGUCGUCGAAACUCAAACAAUUCGCACUAGACGAGGAGAUCUAUUUGAACUACAUCGAAAGCGUGUUGGACGGCGAAGAAGAUCGAUGCGAAAAAAUCAGCGCACUGGAGGCGAUUCUUGGAGAAGUAUUGAGUGAGAAUGAAGUGAAAACCCAAUGCAUGGAAAUAAUAGAAAUGUAUGACUCACAAAACGACAGUGGCGCUAGUGAAAUCAAAACAUCCAUAGAAGACACCGAAGAGGCUUUAGUUAAAUUGUUAGAAAACAAUAUAAGAACCGUUGUGACGGUUCCAAAUAAAACCAAUAAACUGAACUCGGAUGAUGAAGAUUCAGAUUUAGUUAAAAUUAGAAAAAAUAUUUUAAGUCAAUAUGCACAGAAAGAAGCAAAUUCAGAAGAAGAAGAAAGUGACGAUUUAGACAUAGAACAUAAUACUAAUGCUAGUUCUGUAUUAGCUUUAAAAAAAGAACAGAGAGAAAGAGCUAAAGAACAGAGUUUACGGAAAAAGGAAAAAGACAAAGAAGACAGAGAAAAACAAAAACAAUUGGCACAAGAAAGGAAAGAUGCUAAAAAGAAAAAAGCUCAAAAAGUCGAGAGAAAGCGUUGAAAUUCUAUAACAACAAGGUUUCUGUGCAGUUUGACAAGUGUUUUUUCGACUUAUCUAUUAUUAGAAUUUAGUUGACAUCCAAUGUUGGCAACAAUCGUCUCACAUUUUGAAAUAUUUAUCAACUUGUAUAUUAUGUUUGAUUGUUUGAAACAAAAAUGAUAAUAUGCAUGUUGUACAAAGACUGUAUUUUAAAAACAUUAACACCCAACUUAUAGAGCUUUAUAUUCAUAAAAUGAUUAUAAUGAAUAGUUAAGAAUUAAUUGUAUUUUUGUGGUUGUAAUUAAUGUUAAAUUCUACUAACAUUCGGUCCAAUACUGACAUAAAUAAAAUUAUGUAUGAAUAAAUAAUAACUAUUAAAGUUCAAGUUCCUUUUUAA